AUGAGCGCAACUACCGUGAUGCACCACACGACGAGGCUGGCCGCUAGGGGUCAGAAGGUCAAAGGACCCGUCGAGGGGCAAGGACGGUCGGGGGGUAGGCGUAUGCCUAAUCCUCGGUCCACCCGAACUCCAAGGCGCGGUGCCGAAGACGAGCGGGGAGAGGACCCGGAGCCCGUGGUCACAUCAGACGAAAGCGAGCUGGAGUGGGAGGAGGACCCGAAGGAGGAAAGGAGGACCUGGCGGCUGAAGAGGGCCAUGAGCGGGGCCGAUAACCGGAUCCUUCCGGGGACCGCGCCGGCGUUCGAGGAGGCCAGACAGAACCCUAGAGGGAGCGGGGGGACGUCAGCGGCGAUGGCAAACGCCAUCGUGAAGAUGCGGAAGCUGGAGGCCGACCGAGUGGCGGCCAGGGGAGCCCCACAGUCGGAACGGAUGGCAGCGAGGGAGGAGUAUGAGGCCGCCAAGGCAGCGCGCGUCCGCAUGCAGCAACGGGCGGCCAGGCACGAAAUCCAGCAGAGAGCGAGGACCAAGGAGGAGGAGGAGAAGAAGUGGCUCAAGGAGCUCGAAAGGGCAGAGAAGGAGGAGUGCGCGGCGUGGGAGCUGGUUCCCUGGCACGAGGGGGAAGAAGCCGGUGGCAAAGGGGGAGAAGUACCCGCCACUCCGCGGUACAUUCAUUCGGAGGAGAUGGUAAAGGAAGGAACCCCGGAGCCGUCCCCACCCCCGUCACCCAUAGCGUCAACAAGGAUCCCACCUACGCCCCGGCCACGGCACUGGCCACCCAGCCCCCCACCCAACCCGGUGCCGACCGUCCGUCCACCCACGGCUCCGCCAACCCACCCGGAACCCCAGGACCCCGUGGGAGACCAGGACCCUCCGAUCCCGCACGCCAGGGUGUCGCACCAAGUGAGGGAGUAUACGGAAGGAGGCAGACGAUGGCGGCAACAAUUCGUCACUUGGACCUGGCCGGUUACCCCCGAAGGACCUGAGGAAGAAGAGGCGCCGGUCCAUGACGGUGGGGCUCCGCCAACCCCGGACACGACGGCCGAGCUGGAGAAGGGGCCAUGGGUGUGGCCAUCACCCAAGGACACCCCAAGGCCCGGACUCCAGCGGCAGUCAUCCGCUCCAUCGUUUGGUGUACCCGCAUCCCGGCCGUCCUGGGUGCGGAUGGCAUCUGCGUCGGAGGUCCAGCGGUGGGCUCCGAUUCCGGAGGCGGAAUGGCCCGCGGGAGUCAUGGAGGAGCCGGUAAUCCGGGACGCCAAGCGCCGAGGUAGCCGCCGGUGCGUGGUCCUGCACCGCGGAAAUAAGAGGUUCCGAGUGAGGGUAGCGGCGACGGGGAUCCGUUUGUUCGGGCUGGUGAACGAGUGUCCGGGUAGCUGA
Drosophila santomea is the source of this 1374-nucleotide messenger RNA. RefSeq names its product histone-lysine N-methyltransferase 2B-like. Bases 1 to 1374 code for a protein of 457 amino acids. Lineage: Eukaryota; Metazoa; Arthropoda; Insecta; Diptera; Drosophilidae. The record is from RefSeq and is a predicted model, not a curated record. The transcript has a single exon.